GUAAAGACGUCACGCGCUUUCUUCCUGUUUCUUCCGCCACUUCAUCAACAGCAGUAUUUAAACUUGGUCGCUACCUCCACAUCGAUACGCUGUGCCUCCACGAAACCGAUGAUGGCAGCCACUUCGGUGUUCCAGAGAGUCAGGACAGGAUCAAAGAUCGGAGCGCAGUAUGAUCAAGAAGGCAACCUGAUCCAGGUCGAGACACGAGAGGACGAGGAGCAGAAUGUCAAGCUCACAGAGAUUCUUGAACUUCUGCUCGCAGCAGGUUACUUUAGAGCCCGCAUUAAAGGUUUGUCUCCAUUUGACAAGGUGGUUGGAGGGAUGACCUGGUGCAUCACAACAUGCAACUUUGACAUCGACGUUGACCUGCUCUUCCAGGAAAACUCAACCAUUGGCCAGAAAAUAGCCCUCACAGAAAAGAUUGUGUCUGUGAUGCCUAAAAUGAAGUGCCCAUAUCGCUUGGAGCCCCAUCAGAUCCAGGGCUUGGAUUUCAUCCACAUCUUCCCAGUCGUGCAAUGGCUGGUGAAACGUGCCAUCGAGACCCGCGAGGAGAUGGGGGACUACGUGCGGGCGUACUCCGUCUCCCAGUUCCAGAAAUCCCACAGCCUCCCCCAGGACGAGGCCUUCCGGCAGCGGAAGCCCAAAGCCGUCAAAACAGUCCAGGAUGUGUCGGACGUGUACAAACCGCAGAGGCGGUACAAGAGGCAGCCGGUGACCGGAGAGCUGCUGGACGAGGAGUCCCAGGUACACUCCACCUUGUUGGAGUAUGGCCGUCGCUAUGGCUACAGCAAGCAAGCGCAGAACAAACAGGGCAAGGCGGCCGAGGGGGAUGCUACCGAUGGAGCCGCGGUCAAGUCCACACAGGCGGAGCUGACUGAGGAGGAGGACUUGCGGGUCGUGGAGGAGACGCGGAUCCGAGCCUUGAUGACCAGCAUGGCCUCCAUGACGACCGAGCAGGGGAGGCUGACGGCGAGCGCGGUGGGUCAGAUCGUGGGCCUGAAGUCGGAGGAGAUAAAGCAGAUCGCCGGCGAAUACGCUGAGAAAGCCGAGCGGCUGACCGGCGAAGACCAGUCGCCGAAGUACGGGUCGGCGCAACAGCACCGCCGGACGGUGGCCUCGCUCAACAAGCAGAUCCAGCUGAGGGCCAAGGAGCUGGAGGAGAUGCAGGCACGCCGCUCGGAGGUCCAGGGAGAAUGUAAGGAAGCCAAAGGUCGGUUUUCGGAGGUGUCGAGGGGCACGGCCGAACUGCAGGCAGCGCUGAGCAAACUCGACGACCUGGAGGCGAACGCCGAUCCGGGCCUGCUGGAAAGCCUCCGUGAGCUGGUGGCCACGAACGAAGCGCUGAAGACCCAGGAGCAAGAGUUCCGCGCGCACUGCCGCCAGGAGAUGGCCCAGCUGCAGCAGAAGAUCGAGGACCUGAAGCAGGAGUCGGGCAGCGACACGGACAACGAGCGCGAACAGCGACGCCUCGUGGAGAUGCAGCACAAGGCGGACAAGGAGAAGCUGCAAAAGAUCCGUCUACUGAUGGCCCGGCGGAGCCGUGAGAUCACAGUCCUCCAGCGCAAGAUGGACGAGAUCCCGAGCCGCGCCGAGCUGACCCAGUACCAGAAGAGGUUCGUCGAGCUCUACAGCCAAGUGUCGGCGACGCACAAGGAAACCAAGCAGUUCUUCACACUCUACAACACCCUCGACGACAAGAAGGUCUACCUGGAGAAGGAGGUGAACCUGCUCAACUCCAUCCACGACAACUUCCAGCAGGCCAUGGCCUCGGCCGGCGCCCGCGAGCAGUUCCUCAGGCAGAUGGAGCAGAUUGUGGAAGGCAUCAAGCAGAGCCGCAUCAAGAACGAGAAGAAGAAACAGGAGAACAAGAUGAGGAGGGACCAGCUCAACGACGAGUACCUGGAACUUCUAGACAAGCAGAGGCUCUACUUCAAAACCGUCAAGGACUUCAAAGAGGAGUGUCGCAAAAACGAAAUGCUCCUCUCUAAGUUCAGAACCAAAGGAGCGUCUUGACGGGAGUCUCCAAGUGAUGUGCUGAUAUGCAGACACUUGAUGAGGACUUGAUGUGUUGCUUGCUUAUUUCAUAUUUUACAACUAACAAAUCAUCUAUAUAUAUAGUAUAUCAUCUAGAGUUCAUGUGUCAUUGUAGACUUGCAAGGUGACAUCCAAAUGCAUGUCCAUUGACUAGAUUCCAUCGACUCCAAGUACAAUCACCCACAAAGGCGAACUCUUAUCUGUGGCACAGAAUGUUGUUUUCUUAAAUUUACAUAUAGUGGCUUACAAGACGAUACAUACAAAUACAUAAAAGGCCUGAUUUUUUUGUUACCUGUUAGGUAAAUUCUUAAAAUGAUCCCAUUAUCAUCAUAAUAAUAAUAAAUAAAAAAAAAUCAUUACAUUA
Alosa sapidissima (American shad) is the source of this 2398-nucleotide messenger RNA. RefSeq names its product coiled-coil domain containing 93 (gene ccdc93). Gene Ontology annotation, biological process: Golgi to plasma membrane transport. The record is from RefSeq and is a predicted model, not a curated record. Lineage: Eukaryota; Metazoa; Chordata; Actinopteri; Clupeiformes; Clupeidae. The coding region runs from base 109 to 2013 and encodes 634 amino acids. The transcript has 2 exons.